This is a messenger RNA of Prunus avium (sweet cherry), 1214 nucleotides long. Lineage: Eukaryota; Viridiplantae; Streptophyta; Magnoliopsida; Rosales; Rosaceae. The record is from RefSeq and is a predicted model, not a curated record.
CCGAAGUAAACUAGAAUCUGAAAGCAAAGCACAAUGGUUGAAAUUGAAACCCGUCCAAGACUUCUUGUUGAGUAUAUGCUCCUGAGUUUCCUCCUUUGGCAGUUUGGUUUUAGGCAUGGAUCUUCCGAUACAACUAUUGAGUUGGAUCCUAAAGAAGUGGACGUCCUCAAUUCGAUCCUAGAUAAGUUACAGUAUAGCAGGCCAUCACACCUCAAUGGCUCAGCUUGCCAUUAUCCAGACUUGGAUACCAACAAUUUGAAGAUCAAUUGCACAGAGGACUGUGGAAAUGACAGAAACAGAUAUUGCCAUGUCAAAGAGUUUUCUUUUACUGGCGCCGCUUUAACUGGUUUUAUACCUAAAGAAGUGGAGAACCUUACGCAUUUGGAGACGCUUGAUUUAUCCAGCAAUAAGCUUACCGGUUCCAUACCUGAUACCUUGUGGAAUUUGUCAUCCCUCAUAAAAUUAGACCUUUCAAUGAAUCAACUGAACGGAGGCAUAUCAGAGCGCAUAAAAUCCUUGCGCAAUCUUACUUAUCUCUCUCUGGAUCACAACUUCCUCAGCGGACGGAUACCAUCAUCUCUGGGUGCACUGAGUUCUCUGAAAAAAUUGUCUCUGUCUUAUAAUAACUUGUCAGGUCCAAUUCCCAACCAAUUAGGAAACAUCACAGCCCUUCAAACAUUAUUUUUGGAUAAGAAUCGACUCUCUGGUCAUCUUCCACCCUCAUUUAGUAAUUUGAGCAAUCUCGAAGACUUCUGGGCGGGAUCCAAUGAUCUUACUGGGGAAUUCCCGGAUUAUGCCAAUCUUACUCAGAUGAGCGAAUUUUCAAUAUCUGGCAACUAUAUGUCUGGUCGCUUUCCAGCUGACUUCAUCCGAAAAUGCACCCAACUACAUUCACUGUCAAUUUUGGGAAACAAUUUUGAAGGGAGUCUACCUGCAGAACUUUUUAAUUACUCCCGUCUUGAGUUUUUAACGAUCAGUGACAUAGCAAACUCUGGUUUCCAAUUCCCACGAUUUGCAAACCUGAGCAAUAUAUACACUCUGUAAAUAGUUUUUAUUGCAUGUCGCACACAUCUAUUCAUUUUUUAAGAGGUUUAAUACAAAAACAUGUACAAGACAAAGAGUUGAAUUAAUUCAUGCUCUGCAAGAGUCUUUGUGCUGGGACAAACCCCAACAUUUCUUUAAGUUGCAUAAUUUCUUAUGCAGUCAGCAUCACU